Messenger RNA from Schistosoma bovis, 5919 nucleotides. The record is from the annotation of a GenBank genome assembly. Lineage: Eukaryota; Metazoa; Platyhelminthes; Trematoda; Strigeidida; Schistosomatidae.
AUUCGUUGCUCUCUCUUUUCUUUUUCUUACAGGUCUAAUCGUAAAAUAAUCUUAUCUCAGGGAUUUGUGGUGUGAUUUUUAUUUUUAUUUUUACACUUCAUGUUCAUGACUUAAAUACUGCAUGAAAUGCUUAUUGAUCCACAUUUUUCUUUGCUUUCUACAAUCAAUUAACAUGCUCAAUGGGAUUUCCUGACCAUACUUUAUAUUUUUAGUCAAAUUAUUUUCGUCAAGUUAUCAAUUGUUAUAGUGCAAAAAAUGUUUACUACAUCUUCAACUAAUUCUGAUACAACAACACCACCCUCUUCGGUGAAAUUAUUAUCUAUUGACGAACAUGCUCAAACAAUACAAUUUAAUACUAGUCAAGAUACUAAUAAUCUUACAAAUGAUUCUUUGUGUAUCGAUUCAUCUGAACGUGGAACUCAGGAACUUUUAAAUAGCAUACAUCAUAACAGUCCAAUUAGCAAUAACAAUAAUAGCAAUUGCAUACUAAAUUUAAACAGUAAGGCUACCUCAUUUCCUUCAAGUAUAACAGACCUUUCAUUAUUAUCAUCAUCAUCGUCCCUUUUUCAUUGUGAAAAUUGUCCUAUAUGUGGAGACAAGGUAUCUGGUUAUCACUAUGGCCUUCCUACAUGUGAAUCUUGUAAAGGAUUUUUCAAGCGUACUGUGCAAAACAAGAAAGAAUAUCAUUGUAACGAACAAGGAAAUUGUGUUGUUGAUAGAUUACAUAGGAAAAGAUGUGCUUAUUGCCGAUUUCAGAAGUGCUUAAUUGUUGGUAUGCGGGUAGAAGCUGUUCGUGAAGAUAGAAUGAGAGGUGGACGUAGUCGACGUGGACGUUCAUCCUACUGUGUUGUAACAACACCGAAUUCCAGCAAUAGUAAUAAUAACAAUAAUGAUUCUAAAAUGGAUAAUAUAAAAUGUUUACUUUCAUCUAACUCUGUGAUGUAUUCAAAAUCUGUUGACAGUGAGCUAUACAGUAGUAUUACUCCUCCUCCACUUUCUCAUACUUCUACUAUCCAUGUUAACAAUAUUCAUCCUUCGAACAAUGGCAUUGACACUUCCAAUAAUAUUACAACAUCAGUUCCAUAUGAUAAAGACUACUGUAACAGACGAUCACCAAUAAUUGUCCCAUCAUUAUGCACAGUGAGUAAAACGAUAUGUGAAGCAAACUUGGUCCCAAGUUCUUUAUCCUUAACGAAUUCAGUUCCACAAGUUACAACAACAUGUACUACAACAGUGACAGUAUCACCAAGUCAUUCAUCUUUGUUGUAUGAAUCUAACCUAUUUAACCCAAACUAUUCUCAAAAUAUAUUUAAUCUGAAACCUGUAUCGUCAGUUGAAGAAAUGAGCACUGAGAAUGAUCAUUUAUCAACAUCAUCGUCAUCAUCAUCAUCAAUAUCAAAGCAUUCGAAUUGUCAAAAUGAUUCUAGAACUAAUUCAUACAAUAUUUCAUCGGUUAACUCUUGUUCUUCUUCAAGUCCAAUUUAUCAUCAAACAUCACUUAAGCCUAUUGAUCAUUCAAAUAUCGAUAUUUCCGGCAGUAGUUCUACUGUUAUUUGUAGUUUAACAACAACUCCUGUCAUCAUCACUGAUUCUGUGAAUUCAGUUUCAAUUAAAUCUUCUGUUAAUAAUACUACCAAUUCUAUUAUGAAUAUUACUUCUUCAUCUACCGACAUAUCUACGGAUACAUACACAAGUAUGGUUAAUCUACCUUUCAAUGAUUCUUUGGUUUGUCGAAGUCAUUCUCAUUUACCUACAUGUACCAUGAAUUCUUCAGGCUUCAUUGAUUUAACCCAGAAACUUCCCGGUACUACUACUACUAUUACCGCUGCUACCACCACCACGAAUACUACAACAACAGAAACAUUGAAGUCAAUGAGUUUAUCAUCUUCAUCAGCAUCAUUGUUAUCAUGUUCUACUGGGAUGCGUUCUUCUAAUCCAGAUUUUGUUGAUUUGUCAAAUUCAGAUCCGAAACGUUUACGUUUAUGCUUUACAGACAUAAAUAGUACUAUUUUUGCGACUGCUGCUAAUUCCACCACCACCACCACUACUACUACUAUUACUCCCACUACUGCACAUGUUGACAUCAGUGUAUGUAAUGAAACAAGGGAGCUGAAUAAUUAUCAACAAUUUCCGUCUUAUCUGUUAAAUGAUUCUUAUGAUCAAUGUUCACACUAUCAAGUUAAUAAUAACAGUAAUAAUAGUCGAAUCCAAUCACAUGUUAAAAUCUCUUCUCCAUUAAUAUCGAUUCCAUCAUUAACAAAAGGUGUAUCUUCAACAUCAUCUACAAGUGUUUGGUAUCCAUCAUGCCUUGGAAUUGUAAAUUCUUCUGAACCAUCUUUUGUCCCAACAUCAUCGGAACUACAUGACUCGUCCGUAAUGAAUGAAUGUUCUAGUUAUCUUCAAAUUAUGGACGCAAAUUAUCAUCCAUUAUUAAAAGAUACUCCCCGAUCGACGUCAGUUUAUUUAAAUCCUAAUCUUCCUACUUCGUCCUCAUCAGUUAUGCAUCCUUCAAAUCUUGUACUACAAAAUGUCCAUGAUAGUCCUAGUCAUGGUGAUAGUUCUUGCAAUAGCAACACAUCUAUUGUUUCUACUCCUGUUCCUGCAACUGUAAAUACUACUUCUCCUGUCAUUAACAACAACAGUGAUAGUGCUUCACAAUUGUCGUUACAUACCGAUAAUCCUAGUCAAUCUAUUCCACCGUUUUGUCAUAAUUCUCAACAAAAUUCUAAAUUACAUUUAGUUUAUAAUCAACCACAUUCUAGUUUUGGUAGUCCAGUUGUUUGUAGCUUAUCUGAAUCAUCUAGCUUGAAUUUAUGUGGAAAUAUGCUCAAUACUACUACUAAAUCUACAAGUAACCCUAGUAAUUCAUGUUUACCUUUUAACUUCGAUAAAAACCAUUCAUCUUUUCUCAAUGAUAGUGGUAUUAAUAAUCAUUUGUAUUCACUAACCUCUUCUGUCCAUGAUAGCCAGUAUCAUCAAAACAUACGACAACAAAUAAAAGCUCAACUUAUUGUGCCUCCUUCACUUCUUCCUUCUCUCCCUUCUCUUUCUAACCAUCCUUAUCCCCAAUUGACCAAUGAACAUUUGAUGAAUACUACCACAUCACAUACACAAAUGAUGAUGAAUUCCACCUCAAUCAAUCAAUCAAAUCCCACAGAUUUUAUCGAGACUGAAUCAAUAAAAACAGAGCGUGGUGAAUCAGAAGGUGGAGGAUCAAGUGAAUCUGAAGUAUCUGGUGAUUAUGGCGGUGUCAGAACUAGUGAUAAUUUAAGAAGUGCUAACAAUCACAACAGUAAUAAUAAUACCUAUUCUACUGCUAGCAAUACGAACAAUGGAAGCUUUGAAUUGAUCAAUAAUGAAUUAUUAACAAAUAAAAAAUAUGAUUGUAACAUUGAUGAGAUUCCAGAUGAUGAUUAUCUGACAGGUGAUGAUACUGAUGGGGACGAUUGUACAGAUAGUACUGUUGAUGAUGAAGAAGAUACUGAUUACGAUGAGGUGGACGAGUAUGAUGAUGAUGAUGAUGAUGAUACGGAAAAUGAUAUUGAUGAUCCUGAUAGGGAUUUUGAUGAUGAAGAUAGAGAGGAUGAUGAACUCAGUGGUGGUGGUUGUGGUGUUACUAGUAUAGGAGGAGCAGGUGGAAGAGAUAUCCUUGAGAUAUCUGAAGGUACUGGUCAUUCUAGUUUUACUUGUUCCACGUCAUCUUACCAUAAAUCAGAAUAUGAAAGUGAAUCAAAUCAUACUGGUGCUACUACUUCUCAUCUUAAUACUACUAUUUCUUCUUCUACUACCACUAAUACUACUAAUAAUAAUGCAAAUAAAGUUACUAACUAUGGUAACGAUAAUGAGAUUUUAUUUAAAAAUAAUCCUACUACCCAUGCAAAUGGCUUUAGAUUUGGACAGAUAUUUACAACAUCGGUAGAACAUGAUUACAAAGUUGUGGAAGUUGUUCAAAAAUUUAUCCCUAAAUUAAAACGCAGUCUCUUUGAAUUAUCCCCAUUUUUAAAAUCCGAAAAUCUCGAACUGACGAAUAGCAGUACUACCACAAUACUAUCAUCCUCUUCCUCUACGUCAUUAUCACGAAACGAAAUAAUCAAUGAACGCAUCAAUACGGAGCCUGUGUUAAUGUUUAGAGAAUCGUCUGUAGGAAAUUUUUCAAAUCCCAUCUUGCCAUUGUCACCAUCAUCACUUGUACAUGAAUCACAGCCGCAUAAUAAUGAUAUUGGUUCUCAGGUAAAAUCAGUUAGUCAUUUUGACUCGGCUGAAUCCAGUAUGCCAAUCUUUAAAAAUAAUAAAGCGAAUUGUUUUCCAACACUUGGUACUUCUUCUCCUUCAACUGCUCAAAUAAAUGAAAAUAGUACUACAAUUAUUAAUCCCUAUUUAGACGAUUUAUUGUCUUCCUUAUGUUCAUUAUUAGAAACGUGUUUAUUUUAUUUGGUGGAUUGGAUGGCUCAAAUUGAAUCGUUUAAAGUAUUACCGGUUGAAGAUAAAAUGCAAUUGUUGAAUAGUAGUUGGAGUGAAAUUAUCCUACUAGAGUUUAUUCAUUUUUAUGUAACACAUUUAAAUAAUGCUAAACGACCAAAUACAAUAUUAACUGAUUCUAAAAGACGUAAAAAUGCCAUGGAUCCAUUGAAUGUUUGCUCAUCGUUAUUUCCAAUUAAUACAAAUUCUAUUAAUUGUAAUGAAAAUAACCCAUUAACUGCUACCACUACUACUAAUAUCACAGCGACAGCACCAACAACAUCAUCUUCGUUACUGCCUCAUUCUUCUGUAUCUAUGGAAAUAUGUGAUCUUAUUGAAAAUCUAUUAAAUAAUCUUCUAGGUGGUGUCGAUAACUGUGGUGGUGGUCAAUCAGACUUAAAACAUAAAUUGAAUGAUUUAUUGACAAUAUUUCAAAAACUUCAGUUGGAUAAUAAAGAAUUUACUUGUUUGAAAUUUAUUGUUUUGUUUAAUCCUUUAAAACAUGAUACCUUUCUAACAUCAAACUUAAGUUAUGCCUUGAAAAUUCAGGGAAAAUUUUGUCAUUUCUUAUUGAAACGUUCACGAAGAUUUCUACGUUUAAUAAAUGAAUCCAGUGAAUCUCAAAAACUAGAUCAUGAAUCACCAAAUGAAUUGAAUACUCUUCUUCUACCAGACAGAUAUGGUCAAAUUUUGUUAGAAUUAGCAGAAGUUAAAUUUCUUGCUUUCCAGUUAGAAAGUUUUUUACUAAUGCGAUAUAGACUUGGUAAAAUACCAAAUGAAAGUUUAUUAAGUGAAAUGUUGUUAACAAAACGUAGUCGAGUAUCACUUCCUGUACAACCAUCUUAUUGUAAUCUGAUGACAUCGUCAAUGAAAUCACCACCAUCAAUAACAUCAUCUUAUGUAAUACCAACAUGUCAGUUUGCAUAUACCAAUGUUAACUCAAAAGUCAUUCCCAUACCAUCAUUAUCUACGGAUGCUGAUUAUCGAUCAAAUGAUGAAGUGAUAAAACAUAAUCAAGCUUCUUCAUUAUGUACAAAUAAUCUGAAUAAUGGUACUACAAUGAUGGUAAAUGCUACAGGAAGCUUAUCUACUACACCAUUUACUUCUCCUAUUCCUUCAACUUUCCCACUUACUUCUCUUCAUUCGCCCACUUCUAUUCCUCAAUUCAGCAAUAGAAAUAACAAUUGUAAUAAUAAUGACGCAUCAUUAUUGAAAAACAUUGAUUCACAGUUGUCUUGUACAGCAUUUCUUAAUUCUUAUACUAAUUCUCCGUUAUAUACUCCAACUACUACAAAUCAACUGGUUUAUAAUCAUUGUUUUAUUAACAAUGAUGACCAUGUUAUUACUGCAAAUAGUAUUAACAGAUUUAAUGAACAACUACACGAGUCCUUAUCAACAGUGACAACAAUGCCGGCGACAACAACAACAACACUCGUAAAUCAUGCCUCAAUAUUGUCAUGA